AUGCGCAAUCUUAGGACCGUCGGGUUCACGUGCCAAAAUAAAGCAGAUGUCCUAGUCAACGACAUUUAUGUUGACAAAUAUUCCGGCGAUUUAUGGAUCGCUACGGAUUGUGGUCUUUUAAAUGCUAAGCAUGAUGGUGAAUCUGAAGUAUACUUUAAGGAUAAACGCUUUACGAAAAUUGCAUUCGCCAACCAUGCAUGCAUUUGCUUACUCUCUGGCACUUCCAUAAUGCUGUUACAGCUGCCUGACCAUAUUGUGUCCUGCGAAGAUUUUGAAGAAAACAUCCAGGACUGUGUAUUCUCUCCCGAUUUAUCCGUUGGUGUAAUACUCACUGAAAACUGCAAUAUAUUUCUUAUCAGCUCUGAAAUUGAAAUUGUCACUCAAAUUGAUCUUUCGUGUCUUAGCAAUGAAAAAACAAAAUUUGUUAAUGUAGGUUGGGGCAAAGAGGAAACGCAAUUUAAAGGACGUAAAAUAAAAGCUCCUAAUGUGGAUGAAGAGGAAGGAACAACAGAACCGACGUCUGUAAAUAUUCUUCCUGGUGAAAUAACGUGGCGAGAGGACAGUAAAUAUUUUGCUGUUUCGUGGACUGAUACUAAUAGUCCUCAAGCUCAUCGUCGGCUUCAUAUUUUUGACAGCAAUGGGACUCUUAAUUCGGUUGGAUCUGAAACUUCUGAAGUUGAAUCCGGUCUCUGUUGGAGGCCUCGUGUACAAUUAAUAGCCGCAAGCAAGCGUCUUUCUGGUAGACUUCUCAAAGUUGUUUUCUUCGAGCUUAAUGGUCUGCCACAUGGAGAAAUCGAUCUUCUUUAUGCUCCAGAAUGCGAUAAAUUCCGUGUAGGGAGAAUCGUGUUCGAUGCCGAAGAACAUAUUAUGGCUGUGCUUUUUCUUCCUCUUGAAUCAUCGGUUCUCCCAUUUGUGCGUCUAUAUACCACAUCCAACUAUCAUUGGAGCGUAAAAGGGGAGCUUUCUCCUCUUCCAACACCUUUACCCACCUCUCCCAUCGGUCGCAUUUCCCUUACAUUCGGAGGAGGAGGCGAUGUUGCUCAGACUUCUACUCUUCAUACUGCUGUUUCUCUUGGCAAAAAGGAGGGCAGCUAUAUCGCUUCCUUUGGGCUUGCCAGUUGUAUCGAUCGGUCCGCUUGGAUUCCAAAUUCCACCUCCCCCGAUCCGGCCAUUUUGGCAAAUAUAGAUGGCAAUAGUGUUGGUUUGACGGCCUUCGCUUUCACUAGUAUUCCACCUCCCAUGGCUGGUUCGACCAUCACUUUUCCCUUCACCGUCAGUGCUGUCACUAUCUCCCAGCCUAGAUUUCCCGAUAAUGCACACUCUGUUCUUGUUCAGCCUGCUUGCACUUCGGUUGAUAAAGCUCCAUGGUUCCUUACUCUCAAUACCGAUUGGAAGAAUAAAGCCAUUUUGAAAUCGGGCGACCAAGUACUAAAUCAAGAGAAAGGAAUGGCUGCAAAAAAUUGUACUCCGACAGUAACUGAAUUCUGCGUUCUGAGGUGA
Molecule: messenger RNA, 1500 nt
Organism: Rodentolepis nana
Lineage: Eukaryota; Metazoa; Platyhelminthes; Cestoda; Cyclophyllidea; Hymenolepididae
Source: the annotation of a GenBank genome assembly